GCAGGUCCUGGCCAGGCCCAGCUGAAGGAGGCGACACACAGGGCACCAGGCCGGCCCACCAUGAGCUCCGCGUCCAGCGAGCCUGGCUCUGGGGACGCUGCUGCGGAGCAGUCCCGGCUGGGGCUGGACGCUGUGAUCCAGAGGCUGGAGGACACCAUCCUGAGUCCCAUGGCCAGCAGGGAAGACCGGGCGCUGACCAUGCGUGGGGAGGGUCAGGGGGCCUCUCCCACCCCUGUGCCCGCCCGCAUCCGCGAGAUCGUGGCUGGCUCCCUGGGCGAGGAGCGCCCCCAAGGUGCUUCCAUGGACAUGCUGGGCGCGGGGCUGGGCGAGGCCCCAGGGCCACAGCUGAGCAGGGGUGCGGGGCGGGACGAGCUGGCCGUCGGGUGCCAGGCAGUCAGUGAGCGGCUGCAGGCCCGGCUUGCGAGCACUGAGGCCCGGCUGUGGAGGUCGGAGCUGGAGAACAGCGUGGACCUGGAGGAAGCCCUGUGCCGCCUGGAGGCCGCCGAGCAGAGGAGCACCGACCUGUCGCAGGUGAAUGCCCUUCUGCGGGGACAGCUGGAGCACAUGGCGGCGGCCCACAACACGCUGGCCCGGGAGCUGGCCAGGACGAUGGGCAGCGCUUUCCACCUGCAGGCUGAGCUGGAGCUGCAUGAGACCCGAAGGACGGGCCCAGGUGAGCCUGGGGGCUUGCUCCUGCUACAGAGACAGGCCAGGGCACUGCGGGCACAGCUGGCCGAGCUCCGUGUGGCCACUGAGCGGGACCUGGGUGUCCUGCGAGCAGACGCGGCCAAGACAGCGCAGCGCCUGCACACGGCCUGCCUGAACCUGGACUCCAACCUGAGGCUGUCGGCCAGUGCCCUGGAGCAUCAGCUGCAGGACAGGGUGGAGGUGACGCUGCAGCCACACAGCCGCUGGGAUGCCGAGAAGGCAGUGCUCCAGGCCAGGGACCUGGGUGUCCUGCGAGCAGACGCGGCCAAGACAGCGCAGCGCCUGCACACGGCCUGCCUGAACCUGGACUCCAACCUGAGGCUGUCGGUCAGUGCCCUGGAGCAUCAGCUGCAGGACAGGGUGGAGGUGACGCUGCAGCCACACAGCCGCUGGGAUGCCGAGAAGGCAGUGCUCCAGGCCAGCCCCAGUGGACACUCCGUGUGCUGGACACGAGGCUCGGACGCUGAGCCUGGCAGCAGCACCAUGAGAGAGUCUCCGAGCAAGCACCGUGGGUGGGGCCGCUCACGGAGGAAGGCGAGGAGAGAGCCUGUGCGCUACCCAGGGCCGGCGCUGGGAGACGGGUUCGAGGGCCGGGAAGUGGGUGGCUGCACGGCAGCCCAGGCGGACGCGGGGCAUCUGGGCUCCUCCUGGAGCAGCAGGGAUGGCGAGAAGGGGCAGCGCCCACACGGGGGCCUUCUGCGGGCCAUGUCUCCUCACCGGGGGCUGUCACCGCCCCGGGCCCAGUCCCUGGCCUUCCCGGACUCUGCACUACAGGCCGAGCAGACAGCCACCCCAAGCCCACAGUGGUGGGAGCAGGAGCUGCGCAGGCAACUGCAGGCGUCCCAGGCGGCGGCUGGGCUCCCAGAACAGCUCUCCGAGCGCCAGCAGGAGCUGCAGGCCUCGCAGAGGCUCCUGCAAGAGAAGACGCGGGAGUGUGAGGGCCUCCUGGGCCAGCUGCAGGCCCAGAGGCGGGAAACGCAGCUCUGCCAGGCGACAGCUGAGCUCUUGCACAGGGAAAAGGCAGCUCUGGAGCUGCAGGUGGAUGUGCUGAGAGGGAAGGCGGGUGUAUCAGACGCCGAGAGGCGCAGGCUGGAGACCUCGAAUGCAGAGCUGCAGAGAAGCCUCGCGCUGCGGGCGGAACAGAAGGCGGAGCUGCUGCAGCAGAGCGAGGGGCAGCGCAGGGAGCCCCGGGCCAGGCAAGGGCGCCUGCAGAAGCUGGAACAGCAGGUCUCGGGGCUCAGGAAGGAGCUGGAGCUGACGCAGGAAGCCCUGAGCACUGCGCGUCUGCAGAGAGACGGGGCUCGGGGCGAGCGGGAAGGCCUGCGUGGUGCUCUGGCCCGGGCCGAGUCCAGCAAUGCUGACCUGGAGCUGCUCGUGACACGACUCCAGGCAGAGGGGGCGGAGCAGAGGGACGCCCUGGCCAAGAUGGCCGCCCUAAUGGAGGGGCUGGCUCAGGACAAGGGUGCCCUGAGCCACCUGGUCCUCCAGCUGGAGCAGGAAAGGGCCGAGCUACAGGGACAGCAGCAGCUGCUGGAGCGGGAGCAGGCUGGUGCCCAGGAGCGGCUGGCACGGGCCGAGCAGGAGCUGGAGCAGGAGCUGGAGCAGGAGCGGGCCGAGAGGAGGGGCCUGCGGGAGGCCUGCGGGUGCCUGGAGCAGCAGCUGGGAGACCUGGAGGGGCAGGCAGCCCGGCUGCGGCAGGACAAGACCCAGCUCCAGGAACAGCUGGACAAGGUCGUGGGUGAGAAGCAAGCUCUGGGGGAGCGGCUGGCGCACAGCCUGCAGGCCCAGGAGACCCAGGAGGCUGCGCUGCGGCGAGCCCUGCUGGAGAAGGACGCACUGUCUGAGGAGCGGGCCCGGCUGCUGGCCCAGCGAGAGGCCCUGGAGCGGCAGGGGCAGCUCGCAGCCCAGGAGGCGGCUGAGCUCAGGGCCGAGAGGGACUCUCUGGAGAGCAGCCUCUGUGAGGCGGGCCGGCAGGUGGCGCGGCUGCAGGUGGAGCAGCAGCGGCUGGAGGGCGAGGCCCGGAGUGCACAGCAGGCUCGUCGGGCCCUGCAAGUGGAAAUGGAGCAGCAGCGAAGCGCCUGGGAGGCCCGGGAGGGGCAGCUGCGCCGGGACGCAGAGCGGCAGGAGCGGGACGUGCGGCUGGCGCUGGAGGGCCAGGUGCAGGCCCACCGCGAGGACCUGGCGCGGCUCCGGAGUGAGAAGGAGACCCUGAUUCUGUCCCUAGUGGAGGAGAGAGAGGUGGCCGCAUGCCGGCUGGAGCAGGAGCAGGAGCUGGGGGCACACAGCGCAGCUGAGAGGGCGGCUCUGCGGCAGGAACUCCAGAGCCUGCGGCAAGAGCGGGCCGAGACUCUCCUGGCUUCUCAGCCUGCCCCAGCCUCCCGGCUCUCUCAUGAGCAGCCCUGUCCCAUCCAGGCCCUGGCUCUGAAGGAGGCAGAGAGCAGCCGACUGCAGGAGGAGCUCUCCAGGGCUGCCCGGGAACUGGAGUGGGUGCGGCAGGAGGCCCAGAGACGGCAGAAGCAGGCAGAGGCCACCAUCAGUGCCACGACCAGGGAGCUUACCACACUCCAGGUCCAGUUUGGGGAGGCCAUCUCUGCCCACCAGAAAGAGGCCACGGCUCUCAGAGACAGCCUCCGGGACAUGGUGGCCAAGCGGAGCCACGCGGAGAGAGAGGCCCAGGGGCUGCGGGCACAGCUGAGUGAGAACCAGGAAGCACUGGCUGACCUGCACCGGGAGCUGCAGGGCAGUGAGGAGAGCCGCGAGGGGCUGCACAGGGAGCUGCUGGAGGCCCGCCGGGCACUGGACAACGAGGCCCGCAAGAAGGAGGAGCUGCAGUGGUAAAACACCGUGCUGCGGGCUGCCAUCCACACAGCCGGGCAGGAGAAGGCCAGCCUCAGGCGGUCCAGGGAGGAGAUGGAGCAGAAGCAGCCGCCCCUGCAGGAGGCCUGUGCCGCAGGGUGGGAGGCGUGCGGGCUGCAGGCCCGCCUGCGGGAGCUGGAGCAGGUGCGGGCAGACGCUGCCCAGGAGCUCCGGGAACACCGCAGACAGGUGAGGACCCUGCGGGCCGAGAGCCAGAGAAAGAGCGUGGAGCUGAGGGAGCUGCGAGGCCGAGGGACACAGAGGCAGCGGCGGAGCCAGCAGGAGGUGCUGAGGCUGCUGGGGCAGACGGCCGAGGUGGAGGCCGCCCAGGAGGCCACGCAGGAGGAGGUAGGGUGCCUGUGCCAGAGGGCCCUCGGCCUGGCUGGGGCUCCGCAGGGACGCCCGGGGCAGUCCUCGGGCCAGAGAGGACCUACCGCCCCCUUCCUCGCCCUCUCUCCGCACCCUACGGGCUGUCCACUCCCACCUCCCAGCACGACCUGUGCAGCUGGACGACAGGACGACUCCUGUGUGUGGGUGGCCAGGCGCACCCAGCUGAGUGAGGCAGAGAACAUGUGUGCCCGGGCCCAGGGCCACCUGGGGCAGCUGCAGAAGGCCCUGGCCAAGGCAGAGGAAGGUCAGGACAAGGGGGCACUGAGCAGCUCCCAGGCAGCAUGGCCUUGCAAGAUGACGCGUUCUGGAGGACAGAGACUGAGCGCCUGGACAGUGCAGGCCACGGGCCAGGAGAGGCGGGGGCUCCGGGGACACACCGAGCUCCCUGCAGGGAGCCUGGCCUCCCCCUGCCAGGAGGCCCCACGAGCCGCCUGUUUCUCUGGGGCCUCUGUGGGCGGAGCAGGAGACGGAGGUGCACAGGCGGCCGUGCCCUGCUGGGGCCUGACCCUGAGCCGCCUGCCCCGGGAGGUGGGAGGAGCCCUGAGGCAGGACCGUUGGCUGCAGGCCCGGCAGGUGGAGCUGGAGCAGGCCCACACCCAGCAGCUGCUGGGCCUGGCUAUGGAAGCCCAACAGUGUGGGGCCCGGCUACAGGCCUCACAAUCCCCAGCAUCCCAAGAGCAGACCCCCUGUCCCGGCGCUGUUCACACUCUGCCCCCGGAGGCUGAGCCGCAGCGGCCCACACCCACUGGAAGGGGGAACGGGUUCCGGGACAGGCCCUUCUACCCCGGCCUCAGCCCUGCAAGGUGGGGUGUGAGGACCAUUGCUGGGACGGGGCCCAUCGGCUACAGCAUGGGGACCUCCCCUGUCCCCAGAGCCACCGCAGAGGUGGCCGGCCUGAAGGAACAGCUGGGCCCAGAAGUGCAGCGGCAGUAGCAGGCCCACCCAGGCCAGGACCCUCAUAUGAGCCCCCGAGGGUCUGCCCACCUACAGCCCUGACCAGUGGGGACAGCAGGCUCCGGGCAGAGCCGACAGCUGAGACAAGCACGCUGUACAGCAGCCAUCACCGCCCCCCCCAAGUUGCGGGCCUGUAGCACCCCAUGACGACAGAUGUCCCUGCCUUCGGGGGUCUCUUCAAAGCCCCCUUCCCCUGCUAAGAGACCGAGGGCAUCACCCCGACAGCCUGCCCAGGCCUGGUGAACUGUUUCUGCUCCCAAUGCACUGGGCCGGCCAGACCCCUGGGCCUGGUGGCGCCUGCGGCCACAGGCUCCAUUCCCUGCCCACAGCUCUGCUAGCGCGGGAAGGCACAUGGAGACGUCUCCACUCCUGCAGCCAAAGCUUUAUGUCCCGCGAGGCCGGCCACCACCUGCCCACGUCCGGAGGCCAGAACCUUCCGCAGCCGGGAACUGUGGCUGGCCCCAGAUGCCUGGAAAUGACUCAGACCAGGACCCCACUCCCUGGCCACCAGAAGUGCCCAGAGUGUGAAGCGGGGAGCUGUUACAGAGCCCCGCCCAAGGUGGCCACGGAGGGCCAGCAGCCUCGCCUGCAGGGGUGUCAUGCAGCCCCCUCUUGCACCGCAGGCCUCCGUCCCUCCCUUCCUUGCUUUGCUGUGGGACCUGCAGACCUCGGGGACACAGAGGCUCCUGACGUGACCGCCACCGCCUGACUGCCCCAGGGUCACGCUGGCUUCACGGGGCUUCCUGUCAAACUUGGUUUUCUACUUGAAUUUAGUAGUGAGGGUGCCCCAGGGGACCCUGCGUGUCCAUCCUUCCUGCCCUGUCCCGCAGCGCCUGAGUGGGCCGCGGCCGCGAGGAGGCACGUGGGAGACAGCAACGUCCGAGUGGCGGUGGACGGGCCCUGAUGGCCGCUCGUGCUCAGGAAGUGCCGAGAGCACGGCAGGCAGCUUCUGUCGUGUGCCCGAGGCCCAGCCGGCUGGGGAGCCGCGGUUCAGGCUUACCCGAUGAGCACACCUGUGUUUAGGAGGAGGGUUCUGGUGGAAAUAAACGCUUUCUCA
Messenger RNA from Tupaia belangeri chinensis (Chinese tree shrew), 5965 nucleotides. It is a transcript of the gene CROCC2, whose product is annotated as ciliary rootlet coiled-coil, rootletin family member 2. Lineage: Eukaryota; Metazoa; Chordata; Mammalia; Scandentia; Tupaiidae. Gene Ontology annotation, cellular component: centrosome; centriole. The record is from RefSeq and is a predicted model, not a curated record.